This is a messenger RNA of Morchella importuna, 858 nucleotides long. RefSeq lists its product as uncharacterized. The transcript has 5 exons. The record is from RefSeq and is a predicted model, not a curated record. Lineage: Eukaryota; Fungi; Ascomycota; Pezizomycetes; Pezizales; Morchellaceae. Bases 1 to 858 code for a protein of 285 amino acids.
AUGCGGGAAAGGGUUGGUUUAUGGUUAACGUUAGGCUCAUUCGAACCUCACCCGUUAGUUAUAUAUUCUUCCUUCUCUUCCACCCACCUUUCCACCCACUCAUCCUCCUCAUCCUCCUCUACAUCAAUCAUCUCCCCGUAUCAAGUUCAAUCCGUGAUACCCCAAAUACAAACCAUGAAGUACUCUCUCGCUCUCCUCUCCCUCGCCGCGGCGGCCGUUAACGCCCACUUCUCCCUCACCUACCCUACCUCCCGCGGGGACUCCGAUGAGACACAAGCCGAAAGUCCUUGUGGUGGCCUCAACACUCCCUCCUCUGAGCGCUCCAUCUGGCCAGUCACCGGCGGCACCAUCAAAUUUGAAGCCGGCCACGACGAAGCCAAGACUGCCGUCUAUCUCGCCAUUGGCAACAAUCCCGCCGUGAAUGACUUCAACAUCACCCUCUCGCCUGUCUUCAUGCAAAUGGGGCUAGGGACUUUUUGCUGGAACACCCUGAGUGUUCCUGACGGGACUCCGGGCGUGGCCGAUGGUGUCAAUGCCACUAUCCAGGUCGUGCAGGCAGGCCAUACGGGUGGAGGACUGUACAAUUGCGCGGAUAUCACCUUCACCAAGGACCCAGUGAUGUUAACACAAGACUGCGUGAACGGGACCGGCGUCAGUGCCGAAGCUAUUGCAUCCUCCUCCUCGACCGCCUCUGCUUCUACCACCACUAGCACCUCGACAUCGACAUCGACAUCUACCUCCACCAGCUCCACUUCUUCCUCCCCCGACGCUGCCCAGAGCUCCAGCGCCGCGGCAGUGAAGCUUGCGGCCGGCGGUAGCGUGCUGUUUGCAGGUCUGUUGGCUGCGUUGGCUUUGUAG